GUUAAUAUGCAAUGGCGGCCGGCCUGUGGUGGUCUGCCGCCGUUAAAUGUCAAAUUUUAACGAAAAUUGUGUUGUAGUGAUUUGUUGAUGAGUUUUCCGGUCGUAGAGAAUGGCCGCGAAGGAACCGACCGACGUUGUUGAGUCGAUCGAUGAUGGCAUAGCCGAACCCGGAAUUGAGCCCGGCGCCUCCACGGAGACGAUGUUGGUCACCACUGACAGCUUCGACGAAUACGAGCAGGAAAUGAGCAGCAGCAUCGACGGUGACAGACAAAUGAAAGAGAGCACCAACAGCACCAUCUCCGAGAUCCAGGAAGACAAUGUGCAAGACAUUCCCACGACGCCCAACGUCGUCAGUCCGCAAGAGUCCGAGAAAACCCUUUCUCUGGACGAUGCCGAAAUGGAUGAAGUCACGCAUCAUUUGGGCCAAAGCAGCAUAGAUGCGGACCCACUGCGUUGCAAGACAUGGCUGGCGCAAAAAAAGCAUAUUUUCAUCUUGAGCCAGGCAGGAAAACCGAUAUAUUCUAGAUACAGUUCAGAAGACAAGCUAGUCACAGUUAUGGGAGUUAUGCAAGCUCUAGUGUCAUUUGUUCAAGCAGGCAGUGAUAUGAUUAGAUCGGUACAUGCAGGCGACACAAACUUUGUCUUCGUUGUGAAGGGUCCAUUGAUUUUAGUAGCAGUGUCCAAAACUUUGGAAAGUGUGCCUCAGCUCACUUUGCAAUUAACAUAUGUAUAUAAUCAGAUAAUCUCUGUGUUAACACAAUCUCAACUAAAUAGAGUAUAUGAUCAGAGGAGAAACUUUGAUCUAAGAAGAUUACUAAGCGGCAGUGAAAGACUGAUAGAUCAUUUAUUAAACUUUAUGGACAGAGAGCCAGCUUUCUUUUUAGGGGCUAUCAAAUGUUUGCCCUUGCUUCCUUCUAUGAGAAGUUCCAUUACACAAACUAUUAUUCAAACGUGUGCUAAAAUCAAGAAUUUAGUAUUUGCGAUACUUUUAGCUAACAAUCAAUUGGUUACACUAGUUAGAAUGAAUAAAUUUUUCCUACAUCCAAUGGAUUUGCACAUAAUACAAAAUCUGGUAGACAGCUCAGAGUCUCUUAAAACCGCUGAAAGCUGGACGCCGAUAUGUUUGCCGAAAUUUGACUCCAAUGGAUAUAUGCACGGUCACGUUUCAUAUCUGGCAGAAGAUUGCCAAGCGUGUUUAUUAUUACUCACAGUUGAUAGAGAUGUAUUUUUUGUGCUAUCAGAGGCUAAACAAAAAAUUGUAGAAAAAUUGCGGCGGACAAAUUGCCUGGAAGCGAUAAAUGAGUCUAUGAACAAACCAACGAUAACAACUGCUGACAUUGGGCUACCCGAGAUGCGACAUGUCUUGUAUAAAUGCAAAAGUACUGCGCAAUUUUGGAGCCCCGGACUUCAACCGCCUUAUACAACAGAUGAAGAAAUAGAGCGAUUACUAGGUCUUUAUCAAUGUUUGCAUCACAGAUUGCACUCUCCUAGUCGACCCUUGAAACUUAUAUUUCAGCAAUUGGAUAAAGAAACAAUGUUGGCAUGGGUUGCUUCUGGUUUCGAAUUAUAUGUAACAUUUGAGCCUUUGGUGACGAAACCAGACGCUAUCGAGGCAGUGAGCAAGCUGUUAAAGUGGAUAAAGAAGGAAGAAGAGAGAUUAUUCAUUCUGAACUCGCCUACGUUUUAAACAUCAAGUAUUUUGUUUUUAUGAAAUAUAUAGGAGCAUGUAUCUUUCGAGAAUAUGAUAUAAAAACGAGGGAAAUAUUCAUCGACCAAACGUCAUUUCAGCAAUAUGCAAGAUAUAUUGCAGUAAGAAUUCCAAAACAAUGCAUAAGUUUCUAAGGGCAGGAAUAUAGUUAUUAUUCGUCCAUUGUUAUACAUUGGUAACGAUAUUAUUCACUAUUUUUUUAUUUAAUAGAUCAAUUGUAAUAUAUAAUAUAUAAGCAAUGUGAAAAUGUACAUAUAUUUGAGCAUCUUAUACAGAUUUGAUUCCGGGAGUGUAUUAUAAUUUUAAUACGGAAUUCCCGCAACCGUUAUAUCAGCGUUGAAUACAUUCAAGAAAGAUUAAAAAAAGGAUUACUUAUU
Molecule: messenger RNA, 2085 nt
Organism: Linepithema humile (Argentine ant)
Lineage: Eukaryota; Metazoa; Arthropoda; Insecta; Hymenoptera; Formicidae
Gene: Mon1
Product: vacuolar fusion protein MON1 homolog
Biological process (GO): endosome to lysosome transport via multivesicular body sorting pathway; protein targeting to vacuole
Cellular component (GO): Mon1-Ccz1 complex
Source: RefSeq, a predicted model, not a curated record